This is a messenger RNA of Acanthamoeba castellanii str. Neff, 2628 nucleotides long. RefSeq lists its product as uncharacterized. NCBI's taxonomy places the organism in Eukaryota, Discosea, Longamoebia, Acanthamoebidae. The transcript has 11 exons. The coding region runs from base 1 to 2628 and encodes 875 amino acids. The record is from RefSeq and is a predicted model, not a curated record.
AUGCAAGGCGCGGGGAAGGAGGCCAUGGUCGUCGUCACCAACCCUCUCCUCGCCGCCCGCCUCCGCGCCGCCUCCGCCGACCCCGGUCCAUCCACUUCGACGGCCCCAACUUCGCCCGAGGAGGAGCGACGGGCGGGGCGGGCGGCGCGGUCGAGCCCGCGAGCCCGCAAGAAGCGCACCAAGGACAAGGCCGACCGCGAGCGCGGCCGCAGCUGGGAGGCCGACGAGCUCUCCCACGAGCUCCAGACACACCAGCCGCAGCCGCCGGCUGGGCAUGUCGGGCCGGCGCCGGAAGAUGGUGGCGCGGAGACGACGACUACGACGGCGGUGGGAGUGGCGGCGAAGCGGAGCACGAGUGUGGUGCUGAAGGACGCGGAGGAGGUGCUGAGGGAAAGCGGCGGCUGGGGAGAGGGCGGGAGGGAGCGGGAGCGCACGCCCAGCUUCCUCAAGCGGCUCUCCUUCGAGAAGCGCAAGUCACGCGACCUCGAAGUGCGGUCCAAGACGGGGGAAGGAAAUGUGCUGUCGCCUUCGCCGUCUCCUCGACAGUCGUUGAUGGCUCCGCUGGCGAUCGCGAGGAAGAAGAAUUCGGAGCUGAACGUGUCGGCGCCGACCCACGAAACCGCGGACGCGGCGGCCGACGGCGAGUCCACCCCACGCAAGCGGGCCUUUUCCGUGGCCUGCUCCAACUCGGCGCCGGCCUCGGGCUCGCCGCACCCCGCUGCACGACAGGGCCGCCUGGCCGUCGGCGGCGAGCCCAGCAGCAGCGGCGCUGACGCCGGGUCGGUGCCCUUUCUCAACCUGCGCAAGAUGGCCACGCGCGACGACUCGCGGUACCACACCCUGCACGGCGGCGAGCUCUUCACUCCGAUUGACGCCGGCCCCGAAGAAAAACUUCAUCGGUUACUGGUGUCGCCGGGCCUGGAGAUAGUGAAUGCGAUGGAAGAGAUUCUGCCAUCGGCGCUGAGGCCAGAGCUCGCCGCGGCGCUCGUCUCCGUCUUUGACGGCUGCGGGCGCGACCAGAACCUCCUCAUGUGGGCCAUCCAGCGGGAGAUCGACAUGUGCUCCAAGCUGCGCGGCCAAAGCUGGUUCGAGCUGCGGGCGGGGAUGGCGACCCAUGUGCUCACGAGCUGGUUCAUGCUGCAUUCGCAGAGCUUUCUGGGCGCUUGCGUGCGGCCCAUCAUUCUCAAACUCACCACAGAGGAACGAUUGGAGGCCAUCGCGCUUCCGGCCGGCGAUUUCAUGCGGCAGGAGCUCAUUCUCGAGUGCCUGCUGGAGGUCCUCGAAGGACUGGCAGCCUCCGCCCCCAUCAUUCCUCAAGAAGUGCGGUUCGUGCUCAUUCUGGCGCACGCGGAGAUGGCCAAGCUGAACCAGGAGCUGGCGCCGCUCAUCGUCGCGCGCCUCUUCUUCUCCUGCCUCCUGCGGCCCGCCUUCACCACCUGCGAGUCCUCCGUCCCCAAUUUCAACGCCGACGGUUACUCGUUGGACUUUAUCGGUCGGCAUUUCUUGCACAUCGUGGGCCAGGGUUUGUCGUGCCUGGCCUCUCGAUUCACGAUCGAGGACGAGGACGACCCGCUGGCCUUCCUCAAUCAUCACCCGGAUUCAAACGAAGCCGUCGCUCAGCUCCGAGAACGGGCCAGCCACUUCGUCGCCGCCCUCUCCAGCCGCUCUUCGGGCGACAACAAGAAGUCGGCCAAAUCUAAGAAAUCAAGGGCGUCAGCGGCGUCCGCGGACACGACGUUGAGCGAAGGCGGGCGCCUGGGCGCGCUGUUCCAGAGCGGCAACGAGUGGAACGACGACAGCCUGUUCUUCUUUGUCUUUGCAUCGCUGCGCGAGCGCAUGAUCGAGGCGCUGACCAAGAACAACAAGGCCCUGUUCGCGGCCAAGCUCUACAACCUGCUCGACCGCUGCUUCCGGGGCCAGGAGACUGUGCUGGCGCUCAAGCAGCGGCAACACGUCAUCAACGAGUACGUCAUGACCAAGUACGGCCAGAAGGUUCAGCUCGUCAACUGGCGCCAGCGCAGCCGUAAGCGGAUCGACGUCGGCGGCGGCAGCGGUCGGCGCCUGGCCAUCCGCGAGGUGCUGCUCGAUCGACGCAGCAGUAGUAGCAACGGCGGCGGCAGCGGCGGCGGCGAUCUGCCUCCCAAUUCGCCGCACCAGGUGCUGCUGCAGCACCAGCGGCGGGCCAACAGCGAGAAGCCCUCCAAGUCGCUGCUCAAGCUCAUGAUCGCCGACCAGCGCCAGAAGAAUCAGGAGAUCGAGGACGAGCUCCGGCUCAUCAAGCUCAAACUGCAGCAGGAAAUCAAGGCCAAACGGGAACUGCAGCUGCAGCUGCUGCGGCGAGACAACGACAACAACGAAAUGAAGAAGACCACGGAGCAGACGCUGCAGGAAUGGACCGAGAUACAGAUGAUGUGGGAGCUCAUGGCCAAGCAGAUGAACGGCCUCGAGCAGGCCCUCUUCCCUCUCGACGACGACUCCCUCCUGCAGCGCAUUGGCUCGUCGGGCGAGACGGGCGUGCUGUCGCGGCAUCACAGCACGGAGAUGGGUACGCCGAGCGGCAAGAAGAAGAAGACCCUGCUGCCCUUCAGCGGGUUCAAGCGGCAGUCUGGCUCCCUCUUUUCCUCCUAG